AUGACUCAAGAUCAACCUUCUACUUCAAAACAAACAUAUUCAGAUCCAAAUCCUUAUUUAUAUCAUCGUAAAGAUGAAGUCGAUCAGGAUGGCACGCUCAAGCUUCCCGCCGAAUUGCGCGAGCAAUCCAGAUUUCCCGAGUUUCUACCAGAGUGGGACCCAAAACAGAAGUUUGAGCCAUUGAAGUUUCAUCACUAUGAAGAUCCUGCUCUACGGGCUGAUCCAUCUUUGCCUAAUUUGUUUCCAAAAUAUGAAGAAAGCAAGGUAAUAGUCAAGAAAUUAACUCCUAAGUUGGGCAGCGAGAUCAGGGGAUUGCAAUUGAGUCAGCUCUCUGAUCCUGAGAAAGAUGAGCUAGCGUUGUUUGUCGCGCAGCGUGGAGUGGUCGUCUUUCGGGACCAAGAUUUCGCUCAACACGGGCCGAAAUUUGCCUCCGAUUAUGGUAGGUAUUUUGGAAAGCUCCAUAUUCAUCAAACUUCUGGAGCCCCUAAAAAUCACACGGAGCUUCACAUUGUUUACCGUAGACCUGAUCCUCAAGAGCUCGAAAGCUUUUUUCGAGACAAAACCUCUUCUAUUGUCUUCCACACAGACGUCUCUUACGAAUUGCAACCACCAUCUUACACCUUUUUUUCGGUUCUCGAAGGUCCUGACGGAGGCGGUGAUACUCUAUUUAGCGACUCCUUGACAGCUUUCGAAAGGCUCUCUCCUCUAUUUCAAGAGUUUUUGAGUACCCUGCAUGUCGUUCACAGCGCCAAGGAGCAGGCCAAUGACUCGAAAAUUCAAGGAGGUAUUCAAAGACGUGUUCCUGUUACCCACAUUCAUCCAUUAAUCAGAUAUCACCCUGUGUUGAAGAAGAAGACUAUCUUUGUAAACAGUGGGUUUUCGCGUCGUAUUGUGGAGUUGAAAAAGCCCGAGUCUGACCAUUUAUUACAAUUCCUGUACAAUUUGGUUAAUAACACCCAUGAUUUGCAGUUGAGGGCGAAAUGGGAACCUGGAACAGUCACGAUUUGGGACAACCGUCGUGUACACCAUUCUGCACUAGUAGACUGGGAUGAACCAACUCUGAGACACGCUUUCCGCAUAACGCCACAGGCUGAGAGACCCAUUGAGGAUCCAAGGUAUUACAAUGAUGCGAAAUACUAUCCAUCUAGUUUGACCCUCGACCACUGA
Molecule: messenger RNA, 1167 nt
Organism: Lachancea dasiensis
Lineage: Eukaryota; Fungi; Ascomycota; Saccharomycetes; Saccharomycetales; Saccharomycetaceae
Source: the annotation of a GenBank genome assembly